AUGACCCAAGCUAACACGGCUGAUAAUGCAUCCAUUUGCGACGAGGAUGCCGAACAGGACAAACUGCUCUCUACUUCCAACCGCAACUCAGGGGAAGGCGAGGAGAGGCCGUCCGGUACAGGGCCUUGUUCGUACGAGUCAGCUCAGGAGAGCUUCGCGAAGGACCCGUUUAACCCGUUCCCUUUAAGGGGCUUUCCAGCUGCUGAAAACGAACAGAGGAUUCUAACCUUCCGAGCUCUGCUUGUUGGAAUCUCCUGUGGUGCGCUGGUGAAUGCAUCGAACAUAUACCUGGGACUCCGGGCUGGAUGGACAUCGUCUGCGAAUAUAUUCGGAUCGAUCAUAGGCUUCGCAGUGCUCAAGUCAUGGUCGUCCUAUUUUGCGCCCUCGUCUAUACUAGGCGGUUUCUUCGGGCCACAAGAGAAUAACAUUGUUCAAACUGCUGCCACUGCUGCCGGGGGUCUGGCAAGUGUUUUUGUCUCUGCAUUCCCAGCAAUGUAUCAGUUGAACUUGCUCGAUACCCCCUGGAAAGACUUCCUGCGUGUUACUGUCCUUACUGCUGCAGGUGGAUAUUUCGGUUUAUUUUUUGCAACACCCCUGCGCAAAUUCUUUAUUUUCCAAGUUGCAAAGGAGCUCAAUCUUGUGUUCCCAUCUUCCUCUGCGACUGCGAUCACAAUUUCGGGCAUGCAUCUUGCCGCGGGAGGGUCACAACUGGCCCGUCACAAAAUGGUGGCCCUGGUAUUUGCCUUUGUUUUUGCGUUGAUGCUUAGGGUUAUAUCUCAAUAUGCCCCGGGAAUACUUUGGGACUGGCAUUUUUUCACCUGGUUGGCGCUUUCGGGCGUUUUACCUUCAACAAUGUUCGCUAUACAAAGCUGGGGUUGGUUUAUAGAGUGGACACCGGCGUUCAUAGGUACAGGGAUGCUAGUUGAUAUGAACGUUGCAUUGUCUUUUGUCUUUGGGUCGGUAUUGGCAUGGGGUAUUGUCGGGCCAAUUAUUACAAAAUACGGCCUUGCGUUCGGGGAACCGGUUUCAACAGAUAGUAAAUGGGAUGGGUUGAUAUCAUAUAUCUCCUUUUCAAAGGAAUUUGCCAAUGCAACGCACCCUAGCCCCAGGUAUUGGCUACUAUGGCCUGGAGUUGCAUGUAUGAUAGUGGUUGGAUUCACGGAACUCGCUUGCCAAUGGAAAGUUUUCUGGCUUACAGGAUUGGAAAUAUAUAAAGCCUGCAAGAACAUACUAUCUCAGUUACACGAGAAGCAGCAUGAAUAUAAACAUCUUACUGAGGAAAACGAGGGGCCCAAAUCAAAUCGAACGACAAAAGGAGAAAUUAAAACGUGGAUGUGGCUGCCAGGUCUUAUUGCGGUCCUUAUAUUGACCUGUGUAGUUAGCAAACUACAGUUUGAGAUCCCUGUCUCUUCUUCGAUUCUCUCUCUUGUCCUCGCAUUUACAUUUUCAGUUAUUGCCAUCCAGUCAACAGGUGCAACAGAUAUUACCCCCCUAAGCGCUAUUUCAAAAGCUUCUCAGCUAGUCCUAGGAGCAACAACUCGUGGUCCAGAAUGGAAAUUAGAAAGCUCCCAACGGGUUAACUUACUCGGGGGGGCUUUAGCUAGCAUAGGUGCCAGUCAAGCCUGUGACCUCACAGGAGAUUUCCGAGUUGGGUUUCUACUUAACACUCCGCCAUCCACUCAGUACGCUGCUCAGGCCAUAGGAACAUUUUUCGCUGUCUUUCUCGCCCCAGCCGUUUUCUCCGUGUUUGCUAGUGCAUACCCUUGCAUUCUAUCUACAGGCGAUGAACCGCAUAGCAAGAACGGAACUACAAGCCUGACAUGCCCCUUUACAGCCCCUGCUGCUUCUGCCUGGCGUGCUGCAGCCGUAGCUGUAACAGAUCCUGAAUUCCCGGUUCCCAAAACUAGCGUACAGUUUUCUAUCGUGAUGGCGGCCAUUGGUUCAGUUGUGGUUCUGAUUCGACAUCACUUGUGGACAGGCAAAUGGGCAUGGAUGCGUGACUAUCAUCCAAAUAUGAUGCCUAUGGCUAUGGCAUUUCUUAUCCCUACUACACAGUACAGUACGGCUAUGCUUAUUGGUACCACAAUCGCCAUGAUAUGGAAGAGAAGGGAUAGUGGCUCUUUUGGAUCAUAUGCAUACGCUGUAGCAGCAGGUUUUAUGGCCGGUGAGGGAAUCGGAGGCGUGAUUAAUACCGCCUUGACGAUAAUUGGAGUUGAUGGUGCGCGCCUUGGGACCAAUAUAGGCUGCCCAGGGGGUAUAUGUUGA
This is a messenger RNA of Nannizzia gypsea CBS 118893, 2265 nucleotides long. RefSeq lists its product as hypothetical. The record is from RefSeq and is a predicted model, not a curated record. The coding region runs from base 1 to 2265 and encodes 754 amino acids. NCBI's taxonomy places the organism in Eukaryota, Fungi, Ascomycota, Eurotiomycetes, Onygenales, Arthrodermataceae. Gene Ontology annotation, cellular component: fungal-type vacuole membrane. The transcript has 9 exons. Gene Ontology annotation, molecular function: oligopeptide transmembrane transporter activity.